AUGCCCAUUAAAAUACCCAAAUCGUUCGUUCGAAGAAAGUCCUCCGGCAAUGCGUUGGAGGAAGUUCCAAACGCCCCAGCUCCUUCAUUCAGAGUCUUCGAGAGGCGUCCGGGAGGAAACAAAUCCUGGGAUGGAAGCAAUGAUUUGAAACAACAAACAAGUCAGGUGCGGAUGUACGAAGCGACGGAAAAUGAUUUUGAUGAGGAGCUCUUCCCUGAUAAGAAAGACGACUCCAGCAACCGCGGCAGCGGAGGCACAAACAAUUCAGCUUCCACCGCACCAUACGGCAGCGCAGCAUCUUCUGCUCGUUUGAGUUCUUCGUCGACUAUCCCUUCAUCUACCGAUAUCUCUAAUGAUUCACAUACAAACUCGAUCGUAUCGACGCAACGGCCAUUCCAGGAUAUCCCGGUACCUCCAACGCCACGCUCGAGAGGUUGGUCAAUAAGAAAUGCCGGCCGGACAUUCUCGUUUGCCAGCAAGCAGAAAAUUGAGGUUCCUGUGGAACCUCUGCCUCUUCAUCGCCCCUCACUACCAGUGACGCAGACCCCAACAUUUACUCCUGGCAGAAGGGAAAGGGCCAUGACUGCCAGUACCGCAAGCACAGCAACACCUCCCAAACUCUUGGAUGGAGAAUUGGCCUUUGGUGAUUCUGGCCUGGAGGACUUUGAGAACAUUUUCGAUGGCAUUGGCAACCAGACCAGCAGGGAUUCCAUUUCUCCGCAUCACUCGGCCAAAAUGGAUCUUCCCCCUUUACCUUAUGGCGCAGAUUCCGCUGUUUCACAACAAAUAUCUCCUCUACCUUCAUCCUUAGACAUUGAUCGGGCUCGAGUAGAAGCUUCUUCUCCAUAUUCAUUCGGCAGUCAAGAUUCGAGAGAUGGACUGAUGGAUUCCCCGAUCGCGGCUCAAUUUCAGAACCACCCAAAUCCCUCAUCACCGGUACGCCGCAAGGCGUUGCCACCUUUACAGGGCAUGCCGAACCGGUCGCCCCUGUCAAGCCCGCUGCGGGAGGCUGACACGAACACUGGUAGCCUGAGUGGUGGGACUUCUCUUGUUAAAAGCCCUUCGCCUGCUGCAGACGAAAGUGAGAGAUUAUUAGCAAGCUCGAUAUCCCGUCGGGACAGUUCAUUCCAGCAAAUUGCCCAUUUCGGUGCCGCGCGAAAAUUGGAGCCUGCGAAUCCCAAUGGUAUGAAGGAGGACAACGACGACAACGACGAACUUCUCUUUUCUAAGUCAUCAUCAAACCGUGCGGACAUAUCCCGCACGGCUCCCAGGAAAGCUGCGCCACCAAGCUCCUUCAGACAGCCCAAUGCUGGUACUGUCGAUUCAUCAUUGAUUGACAGCUUCAGGGUAGCGGCGCGCUUCGAGGCCGAUGCACCCGCUCAAGAGAAGCCGGCGAAGAAAGUGAUGACCCCCGCCCAAUUCGAGAGAUACCGCCAACAGCAGGAGCAGACACGUAGGAAGAACAACCUAUCUCAGAAGGACGACUCUGGGGACGAGAAUGACAACUACGAAGACGAUGAUGAGCUGGAACGGGACCGCCAAGCAGCCCAACAGAGAAGAAAGCAGGAGGCCCAUCUUUCGGUCUACCGGCAGACCAUGAUGAAAGUCACAGGCGAAUCGUCCGCUGGUCCGAAUAGUAACGCUGCACAGUCCGGGCGAUUGACAAGCAUGAGCACGCCAGAGCUGAGUCGCAUGUCUCGUCUGACAGCUGUUACCGGAGUUUCAAGUCAUAGCGGAAAGAGUAGCGGCACGGAUGAAGAAGAUGAAGAUGUCCCAUUAGGAAUCCUGGCUGCCCACGGGUUUCCCAACAAGAACAAACCACCCAGCCGCCUUCAGACGUCCCUAUCCAAUUCGAGCUUGCCAGGAUCAACCCCUCUGUCAGCACCGCCUGCAUCUGUAUCAGGAGAAUCGCGAGGAGGGCUCAAAGGCAAUCUGCCUGUUUUCGCCAGGAAUUUGCCACAGGAUCCCUACUAUGGCGCAAGUCUGGUCAAUGCUCCAAAUCGAGAACAACUUUCAAUGGGAGGAGGAUUUGGAGGCGCCCCUGCUGGCCAAGUCCAUCCCAGUGGCUUGGUUGGCGUGAUUGCUGGUGAAGAGCGUGCGAGAGCGAUGCGCAGAGGCAGCCCUAAUCCACAAGCCAUGCAAGAUAGUUUCAUGCCAGCGCAGCACCCUGGCAUGAUGGGUAGGUCGCAAACGAUGGGUGCUGUUCCGCCCGUGAGCGGCUACCCGGGACCGGGAAUGCCGGGGAUGAUGGGACCUCAAGCUCUAUCGCCAGGAGACCAGGCACAAAUCCAAAUGGCUCAACACAUGUCUCAAAUGAUGCAGAUGCAGAUGCAAUGGAUGCAGCAAAUGACCCAGAUACAACACAACGGGCAGAUGGGGCAGAUGCCUCAGCCGCCACAGCACGGAAUGCCAGCCAUGCCGAACUUGAUGGGGAUGUCGGGAGAGAUGGGAAAUGGCAUUCCAAGACCAUUUUCCAUGCCAUUACCCGACUCGCCUCGUCAGAACGGGAGGACCAUGAGUCUGACUCCUGGAACCACCAACCAGUGGAAUCGAAACUCUUCAUAUUCGCCCUCCGUAGCUGGUGUACAAGGUGGCUAUGCUCCUUCAAUUGCUCCAUCCGAGAGGAAUACAAUCGGCAUGGCAUCAAGAUAUAGACCGGUGUCGAUUAUUGCAGAAUCGAUCAAGGCACCCAAUGAUAAGAGAUUAUCGACCUUCACUUCAGGCACACUCCAGCCAUGGAGUCAUCAAAAUACCGAGCGGGGCAGAUUAUCUCCAAGCAACACCAAUACCACAGUUCGCUCACCAUCGGCUUCUGGACUGGGGCGAAAGCCACUCACACCUGAUGAGGAAGACGACGAUCAGGGCUGGGCCGAGAUGAAGAAGAAGCGUGACAACAAGAAAGGGAUCUGGAAGAUGAAAAAGUCGGAGAAGAGUGGUGGCUAA
Messenger RNA from Endocarpon pusillum Z07020, 2943 nucleotides. RefSeq lists its product as uncharacterized. Lineage: Eukaryota; Fungi; Ascomycota; Eurotiomycetes; Verrucariales; Verrucariaceae. Bases 1 to 2943 code for a protein of 980 amino acids. The transcript has 3 exons. The record is from RefSeq and is a predicted model, not a curated record.